This is a messenger RNA of Conger conger (European conger), 4449 nucleotides long. Its product is annotated as sialate O-acetylesterase-like. Gene Ontology annotation, molecular function: sialate O-acetylesterase activity. The coding region runs from base 69 to 1592 and encodes 507 amino acids. NCBI's taxonomy places the organism in Eukaryota, Metazoa, Chordata, Actinopteri, Anguilliformes, Congridae. The transcript has 10 exons. Gene Ontology annotation, biological process: carbohydrate metabolic process. The record is from RefSeq and is a predicted model, not a curated record.
UGAUCUUCUGCUCAAAACAGAAGUUAGUUCCUGAUCUGAAACAAUUAGGCUACAGGCUUGAGUUGACAAUGUGUGAGCGAAAUGUGUUCAGCCUGCUCUGCGUAAUUUUUGCAUUGAAUGUUGUUCGUGCGGACGUCCGCUUCGCCUCCUAUUAUGGCGAUCACAUGGUGCUGCAGCAGGCUCCGGCUCGUGCAGUGCUGUGGGGAUAUGGGUCAGACCAGUACAAAGUCUCUGUCAUUUUACAAGGAACAAACCUCUACCACACAGCAGAUGUGUAUGUGCAAAACGGGGUAUGGAGGGUGACUCUGCCACCCACGAAGGCCGGUGGCCCCUAUUCUGUGAAUGUCUCCCAGCAAGGUUCCCAGGUCACCUUGACAGACCUGAUGUUCGGGGACGUGUGGAUGUGUGGAGGGCAAAGCAACAUGUACUUCACUGUUUCUCAGGUGUUCAACGCAUCAGCUGAGAUGGCCCUCGCACCACAAUAUCCCAACGUACGAAUCUUCAUGGCCGCCUUAAACUUGAGCCAAGAAGAGCUGAUUGAUCUGCAGAAGGUGCAGAUGCCCUGGUCUGUCCCCACUGCAGAACGGGUGGGUCACUUCUCGGCAGUGUGCUGGCUGUUUGGGCGGUACCUGUACCAGGUCCUGGGGUACCCGGUGGGGCUGGUGGAGUCCUGCUGGGGGGGGACCCCUGUGGAGGCCUGGUCCUCCUCCCAGGCCCUUCACAAGUGUGGCCUGGAGAAGCAGGAAGACGUGUUCAGCAGUGACUCUUAUACCUCUCCAGACGACAUGGGACCAGCACCAAAGAGACAAAACUCAGUGCUCUGGAAUGCCAUGAUCCAUCCUUUCCUCAACAUGACAAUCAAGGGAGCCAUUUGGUAUCAAGGUGAGGAUAACGCAGCAUACCACCUGGAAAAGUACUCCUGCUCAUUCCCCGCCAUGAUCGAUGACUGGAGAGCGGCGUUCCACCUGGGCUCAGGAGGACAGACCGCACCAGACUUCCCUUUUGGAUUCGUCCAGCUGAGCACAUGGAAGAAGACUGAAGACGGUUUCCCAGUUCUGCGCUGGCACCAGACAGCGGACAACGGCUUUGCUCCAAACCCGCGCAUGAAUAACACCUUCAUGGCCGUCGCCCUGGACCUGCCUGAUGAAAAGUCACCUUGGGGCAGUAUCCACCCGCGGUUCAAGCAGGACGUGGCCUAUCGGCUGACACUGGGGGCACGAGCCGUGGCGUACGGUGAAAAGGGCGUGUCCUUCCAGGGCCCAUUUCCUGAUUCAGUCCAGCUGAUUGGAGACAGCAUCAACAUCACCUACAAUCAGCCAGUCUCUGUCACCCCCACCAAAUCUGUGUUUGAGAUCUGCUGCACCGAAGAAAAAAAGCCCUGCAACGGCAGUUCAAAAUGGCUGCCAGCUCCCACAAUGCAGUGGGGGGAGAGAUACGUGCAGGUGUCUGUUUCCAGGUGUGAGAGUGUGGUGUCGGGCCUGCGCUACGCGUGGAGUGACUGGCCCUGUGAGUUCAAAGCCUGCCCAGUCUACAGCGCCGACCGAGGGCUUCCCGCCCCGCCCUUCACCCUGAACCGCUGGCCGCAGCCCUGAAACACAGAAUCACUGUUUGUGCAGAUCGGUGCUGGGAAUGUAAAAAAUCUGACCAGUAAAACGAUGCUUCAGUUAAAAACAAGAUCAGUAGCUACAUUCAUGAGUUAUGGAACAAGUAAAAGCAACGUUUAAAACAGUAAUAUAACAUGUCAUCCGAUGGAGAGCUUUAUACCUUAAAAUGCACACUCAUCUUACACCGAUAAGCAAGUGGAAACCAUCUAAGCCUGCAGUACAAGGACUCAGAUACUGCAUCAGUAGAUUUACAAUUUUAAAUGAUUGGCGUGGACCUUUUCAUUGGUCUGUCUAAGCGUCACUACCACAUUUUCCCCAGAUGGACAAGCAGUAGUCAAAGUGAGGCAAAAUAAAGCUGUUAAAAAAACUAUUUUUAACAUUGCGGAAGAAAAUGUUGGAUGUGUGAGAGAAUGAACUCCAUACUCCUCUGUGUUUUACACACACACAGAUGUUGGAUGUGUGAGAGAAUGAACUCCAUACUCCUCUGUGUUUUACACACACAGAGAUGGUAGAAUUUCUUCAGGUCAUAAAUUAUAUUUUUAUUCAGAAAAUCAGGGAAUGCAGAAAUGCCAUAAUUAAAAUUGCCCCAAAAAGAGUCGGGCGGGACACUGGCGUUAAGUUAAAUCAUUUCAACACAUUCUCAGAUAGAUAUAUAGAUACUCAACACCAGUAUCAAGUAACGUUAGCUAGUGCCAUGUCUUUUAUAUAAUUUGUAUAGAUAUAUCGAUUUAUCGACAGAUUGUCUCAAAUUAAUUUAUAUAGAUAGAUAGGCUAGAUAGAUGUUGAUAUUUGAUGUUGAUGUUGCACUUUUCCUAGUAGGUCGGAAAAACUUGACUUCCGAGUAGGGUUGUCACAUUUGAUUUGUGAAAAACCGGGACAUUUGACGCGCCAUUAUCCAUUCAAAAAUGCUCUCUUUUUGCCUAGUCUUGAGUUGUACGUUGUCUGUCUUUUUCCUUUCUUUUUUAAUAUAAAUAAAUAAAAAAUAAAUCAAAGUAUUACGAGAAUACCUAUAGGGUAGUAGCUAGCUGAACUUUCCUACGGUGGGGUCGUUAAAGUGAAUGCACGCGCCAGAGUGACAGCCCGUGCAGUUGCUAGGUGAAAAGGUAAACUUUCGUAUUUCUGCUACCAAUUAAAAAGAAGUAUAGGCAUAUGGCCCAAAUUCAGAAAAAUCCGAUUUUAUUUGGAACUCCGAUAUUUAGAAGUACUACAAAAAACCGGGACAAUUCGUGUCCCGGGGAAGAAUAGUGGCAAAACCUUGAAGGACGUCAGGUCAGGCCAAUCACUCGGAAAGCGCUGUGACAUAAUAACGAAUUUCACUUUUGCAUAAUAAGGGUGUUAAACCAAAAACAGACUAUUUAACAAUCUGCAGAACUGUAUUAUGAUUACGUGUUUUAUUAAGUGUUUUAAUUUUACUAGACACAUUUACCGAAUACACAUUGUUUUUUCGUGAAUAAGCAUGUUAAGCACUGUCCAAUUUUACCAAAAGGUGUUUGGUAAAAUGGGACAAUAAUUUCAGCUAAAUUGGGACACUUGUUUUAAGCGUUAAUAGUUGCAAUACGAUGGCAAUUUUAUCAAUUAUGCAAAUCAUUCAUUUAUUGUAAUUAUCUUUGUAUUCACACAACACCUGAUUCCUUAUUUUACUAAGUUCAGCCCUUCUAUAAGAUAUCAUUUACUAUGUCCGAUUGUGCCUGAGUGCCAACCAAAUCUCAGCCCUUUCGCCUCCCACACAGACGUGGGGGUAUCUCCGGUUAAUCCGCUCACCUCGUAUUGGGCUUGCGGAGGUCAUGUGGGUUAUCCACUCCCGAGCGUAAUGCUGAACUUCCACUUCUGAAAAUGAAUGUCCCAAUUUACCUUACAAGCUGUCCCCUGUUACCUGAACAUGCCAUCAGUGUGAGAGAAAGGGCCUUGGUGCGUUUGAAGGUUAGUAGUUUCUAAACAAGUAUACUUUACAACAUAAUUUCAAAACAGAAAUAGUGCAGAGAUCCGUGAUUCCAAAAACUAAAUUGGGGGCCCUUGUGAACCACAACUGUGGAUUGUGCACUAAAUAGCAAUAUGAAUUUACCAACUACAUGAAGUAGAUAUUUCUAAAUUAGUUUGAUGGGCAAUCUAUGAGAUUGUUUGAGGGGAUUGUUUGAAGGGAGGAUUGUCUCUGGAUAAGAGCGUCUGCCAAAUGCCAAUAAUGUAAUGUAAUGUAAUUAUAUAGCCUACAUUUUCUGGGCUGCGUUUCCCUAAGCCUUCUUAACGUUAUGUCGACAUUGUACCUUAAACGGUACCUUAACGUUUCAGCGUGUUUCCCGAAACAUUCUUAGCUAAGUUAACCUUCUGUAAGUGAUACUUUCGUAGGGUUGGUCUGGACCACUCUUAGCUGCUGUUAGUUCAUGAUCUGAAAUAAUUAGGCUCCAGUUGACGAUGUGUGAGCGAAAUGUAUUCAGUCUGUCUGCUCUAUUUUGCUAAAUGCAUAAUGUAUGUUUACUGUGCGUGGGAUAGCUUGCUCACUAAAAGUCCUUUGCUCUUACAAUGAUAUUACAACAGAAAUCAAUAAUCAGUACAUUGUAUACUCAAAAGAUAGGGUAAUCUACAGGCAAUCUGUGAGAUUGUUUGAGAUUAUAGCCUGCAUUUCCUGGGCUGCCUGUUUCCAGAAAUAUUCUUAGCUAAGUAUACCUUCUGUAAGUGAUACUUUCGUAAGGUUGGUCUGGACCACUCUUAGCUGUACCUAAUCGAUGUUGACAGAUCACUCCGCUAGUGGCCACCACUGUUUCGACCGCAAGCCUCUGAAAUCAGAUGUUGCUUUUAGUUACAUCUCAAUCUGUUAAGCAAUAUGUACACUAAUAAUUCUACAGUUGUA